Molecule: messenger RNA, 3098 nt
Organism: Cladocopium goreaui
Lineage: Eukaryota; Dinophyceae; Suessiales; Symbiodiniaceae
Source: the annotation of a GenBank genome assembly
CUUAUCUGCCAAAGAUGCGGAAAAAUGCGCGCAUGCCUGUUGCUGGCCAUGAAUCUGGUAGUGGCCCUCCAAAAAAAGCCAAGAAAAAGAUGAAAGCGAAAGCGGUGCCUGCCAACGCAGGUCCGAUCAAGGUACUCUUCCUCACAAACCCGCAGGCAGAGUCCAUUGGAAGCAGCCCCCAAACUCUGCGAAAGUUGCUUGAAGCUUUUGAGAUUCCAGCGCCAAAACUGGUCAUUAAUUUGAUGCCGCCCUCACUCGGUCUUCGAGCCUGGUUGGACUUAUAUGAGGAGACUGACUUUCAGUUUUCAGAUGGCAUGAGUCCUGAUUUGUUUCACAACAAACCUCCAUUCCGAAGCUUCGACGAAGAACGCCAAACCCUUGCUAGCUUAGAGACCUUCAUGUCAGACAUCAUCUUACCGCUGGCAGUUGUUCCAAUCAUGUAUCUCAACAAAGAUGAAAGCUCCUACUGGCGUUCAGUGCGAAGAAAGUGCAAGGCUUGGAGUGGACGGGACAAAUUGCUGCUUGACCUGAUCAAUGGCGGUGGUUGGCUUGGUGCGUCUGCUGAGAAAUCAAGACUGAAGCAUGAUCUAGAUGAAACUGCUACUCGCCUCAUUCUUUUUGACUUGAUAUCCCGGACAAGCAGUGAGAAAGCUGCUUUUGACAUGAGUGCAGCCACAUCGCUAUGUACAAAUUUGAUCCGUUUUCUUGGCAGCAACCUGCCGAGCAUUGCUUUGAGAACUGCAUACACAGACAAGUUUUGGGACACGGAGUUUACAUUGCAGUCAUCCUUAGAUCAGGUGAGUGCAGGCACAGAGCUACUCCUAUUGGAUUUGCGACAGCGCCCAAGCGCCACUGAACAGAGUGAGCAUAUGUCCAAGGCAGAAUACCUAGAGUCUGCUUGGAAAUCUUUUGAGGAAUCAUGUGAUGAAUUGCUGGCUCAGGAGAUGUGUGAAUCAUUUGACAUUUGCAGCCUGGCCUUUGCUCACCAUCUUCUUUUUGGCAGCAUGGACAACCGACAACCUGAGAAAAAAAGACCAAUACCUUUGCACGAGGCCAUUAGUUUUGCAAGACGGCAAAAUCAGAAUGUCUCUCCGGAGGAAGCAUUGGGCUUGGCGUCAGAUGCGCAGAUUGCUGACAUUGCUCAGCGACUUGCUGGUCGGGUGCAAGCCCUGGUUUUAGCUACAGCCUCGGAUACAGCCAUGGCACGCAUGACCGGCGUCACGGGCGUACAGCCCUACAAAUCCCUCUACACCGGAGCGGAUUUAGGGUGCCUCUAUGACCUCGGAGAGAUGCACGAGGUUACAGCUAGGGACGAAUUUACAGACCUUCGCAGUACAGAACCCAUCGAUGAGUCAGUGGAUACGUUGUACAUUCCAUUGACCAAAGGCCAUUACAUGAGUGGCCGCGGCGAAGGGUACAAGCAUGCCCAGAUUCGUCCACAGGGCACGUACGGGAUGACAAUGGGACAUUUUUCGAUGCAUGACGCGAUCACCUGGUUGAUUUUCUUGGUGUAUCACGGGUACAUCAAGACCCAGUACACAGAUGAAUUCUAUGUGAAGGUGUACACCCCGGAAUUGGCUCGACUGACCGCCUUGAUGUACAACAAGAUGGUCAACGUUUUCAAUAGGGGAUUCGUUGGCAUGAGAGUCCAAUUUCUGGAGAACAUGGUGUACAGCUUUUCUCAAAGGGAAAUCAAUUCACCAAGGAUCUUCCGGGUGCAGAUCAACAUGGCUGACAUUCUCAGCCGCUACAGCCUUGACAACGGGUACAGCCCAUUGAUGAAUCGUCUACAGGCAUCGAAGACAUUCCAGAAGAGCCUACAGAUGCUGUGGUACCAUGAUUGCUGGGAAUGCUUGACCGAAGCGCAGAAAGCUGACAUUUUCUUCAAACAGUUGCAUGCAAAGAAGGUGGCUGAGUACGCGGCCCGUGCCAGGAACUUGCUCAAGAAUUCUCACACUCAUCACGCCAAUAUCCACGAUGUCGAUACUGCGAAGCGAAGCUUGAAUGCUUUGGUUCAGACAGACAGACUCCCGAAAAGUAAUUCAUUGGAGGGUUUGCAGCUAUUGCAGGAGGCCUGGUGCGAGUGUGACAUAGCGGAUUACUUGGCAAACCGAUACAAGUUAGUUACGAAGAUGUUGUACCUUCUGCAGUUAUCGGUUGCUUUUCUCGUGAUUCUGGUUUCACAGGUGCAAUUCAAAAUUCUGGAGCUGGAAUCAGCGACUGACAUUGUGUUUUUGCUAGCCGUCCUCCACGGUGGUGCUGUCUCUAUUGAUGGCGUCCUAAGGCCUAAACCACGAUGGCAUUCAUUGCGAAAAGCGAGUUCGUCCUUAGAGUCUUUGAUUUGGUUUUACCGUGCUCGUGUUGGUGAGUUUCGAAUGGCUCCAGAUCUGAACCCACGGAGUCCAGAACUCACAUUAUGCAAGCGGCUCAAUGAAUGGACUGAAGAUCUUAUGUCAUCUGCUGACCUAGUUCGCAGUUCGUGGAGUCGAUCAUAUCCGCCAUCCAUCGACAGGCACCUGCAACGCACAGGUGAUUUCAAAAGCGCACAACGGCGUGGAGAGGAAGUCCAAACUGUGGCUUUUAUUGAUGAUCACUAUUCCCCAGUGCAGCCUGAGCUCUAUCUUCAAUUUCGAUUGUUAAAGAGAAUGGCGUGGUACCAGAAGAGAAUUCCGAAGUAUGCGUGCCAUGCCUUCAUAUUCAAAGUUCUUGUUCUGACAUGCACGAUUUGUGCCGCAGUCCUGGCCAGAUUUGGGGAGGCAGAUGCCGUGGUUUUGAUCACGGCUUUUUCAUCAGCCGCUACGACUUGGUCUGAGUUUGUUGACGCUGGAAGUAAAGUGGAGCGCUAUACUCGAGCCGUUCGAACCAUGUCCCAGCUUGUUAACUGGUGGAAGCAUCUCAGUGAGGUUGAAAAGGCUUCAACUGAGAACAUUUCUGAGUUAGUUGUUCAAACUGAACAAGCGAUUUCGAAGGAGCAGACCAAUUGGUUGCCAAGCCAGGCGAUGGGACGGGCUGACAACCAUGCCUCAGCCUCGGAGGUUUCCAGAUCUAAUGACCCGAAGAAUGCCGAAAGAGUGAAGUUGAGUGAGACAACUGGCUGA